Messenger RNA from Malaclemys terrapin pileata, 1243 nucleotides. It is a transcript of the gene ACER1, whose product is annotated as alkaline ceramidase 1. The record is from RefSeq and is a predicted model, not a curated record. Gene Ontology annotation, molecular function: hydrolase activity, acting on carbon-nitrogen (but not peptide) bonds, in linear amides. Lineage: Eukaryota; Metazoa; Chordata; Testudines; Emydidae. Gene Ontology annotation, biological process: ceramide metabolic process. The coding region runs from base 159 to 938 and encodes 259 amino acids. Gene Ontology annotation, cellular component: membrane. The transcript is spliced from 7 exons.
UAGAGCGGCAGGGCAGGUUGUAAGUGACUCCAGGAUUGCCAGAAGCACCUUGCGGCUCUUGAUAUCUGGCUGCUCAGUGUGACAGCAGCUUUGGGUGGUGUGAGGGGAAGUACAGGUAAGACCCAGCUUAAGAAGCAAACAGCAGAGGGAGCCCAAACAUGCCGAGCGUAUUCACCUAUCUCACCUCCGAAGUCGACUGUUGUGAAGGCAACUUUGAGCACUCUGAGGUCAUCGCGGAGUACUACAACACGAUCAGCAAUGUGAGUUUCUUCCUCCUUUUCCCCAUCUUGCUGUACCUGAAUCACCAAUAUGUCCGGCAGCGCCCCCUGUCCGCCUAUAGCCUCUCCAUCAUGCUCCUAUUAAUAGGUAUUUUCUCUACCUACUAUCACCUGACCCUGAGCUAUGUGGGACAGCUGCUGGACGAGCUCUCCAUCCUCUGGACACUCGCCUUGACGUACACCUUUUGGAUCCCGAAAUGUUACUUCCCGGGAUUCAUCAAGGACAGGACUCAGUUUGUCUGUCUGGUUGGCAUCGUCACCCUGAUGUCAUUCAUCCAACCAGCCUUCAACGCUUAUCUGCUCAACAGCAUUUCCCUCCAUCUCCUGUACUUAACAUCUCAGGAGCUGAAAAAGUGCAGUAACCCACGUGUUCACCGCAUAGCUGCGUCCAUGGUCAUGUGGUGGGUGCUAGCCAUUAGCUGCUGGUUAAGCGACAAGUGGUUCUGUGGAUUUUGGCAGAGGAUCAACUUCUGUUACCUUCACAGUUUCUGGCAUGUACUGAUAUCCAUCACUCUCCUCUAUUGCUGUCCCUUGUUUAUCUACUUCGAUUCUCGGUACGAGAUUCCUGCCUUUGAACCGGAGCUGAAGUACUGGCCUAGUGACUCCUGGCCAAUCGCACUGCCCUAUCUUGCUCUGAGGACACCUUACAAACGGUGUUAGGGUGAGGUGCUGCAGUUCAGAUCCCUGGUGUAUAUUGGGACUGGGAGGGGGAGGAGUGAUAGAGCACAGCCAUUUUCUGCUAAAAUACCAAAAUCUCUCUGUGUUGUUUUGAAUGGCUGUUUGGGUGUCACCAUGGUGAUUGGGGUGCAGCGCCUGAUGCUGGAGACUGACUGUGAAGUCUUCACAGUCGGAAGAAUCCAAUGUUUUCCUGAGGUCACACUGUGCACUGAUCCCCAGUGAGAGGGGGUGACCCCUGCUGGAGGAAUCACACUAAUAAAACCGAAGCCAAAGUGCUGGCAACUGGC